AUGCCAUCUCCAUCUCCAUUUCCGCGCAUCCAGGCCUCCGCCAUCGACGGGCGUGCUUUGAACACACGGUACAAGCAAGCCCAGCUGCAUCGUCUGCAGUCAGCUCUUCUCCAGAACAUUGACGCCAUCAAGGCCGCUAUACAAACCGACAGCAACCAUGGCGCUCCCGAGGUUCAAGCAGAGAUUGUGCUCGCGCUGACGGAAAUCCGUACACAUUAUCUUUCUCUAAGCUUAGAGAAAGAUCUAGAGAACGAAUACCGCGUUGCCAAUGGGCAAGAUAACCCUGACGCCGCCAGGCCCGCAGGAUCGGGGAUCGCGUAUAUUUUGCCGAGCACGCAUACCAUGUUCUUUGGUAUCAUUGCGGCAGUAUCUGCAGCGAUCGUUGGGGGCUGUUGCAUUGUGCUCGAGUUGACGAGAACCACAAUGGCCCUCCCUCCUCUGCUUCGACAACUCCUAUCCGAAGCGCUUGAUGCAGAGACGUUCGCCAUCUCAGAGGACCGACCUGACGCAUCAUUCCUGGAAAAGGUGCUUGUGGUUGCGCAGACCGGCGUCCCUUCUCCAGCUAUCCCACAGUCCCUGCAGUCCCCGAUCAACUCCAAAACAGUUGCCAUCGUCGACCGCACAGCAGACAUCAAAUCUGCCGCCCAUUCGCUCGUCACAGCACGCUUUGCAUUCGGGGGGCGUUCGACCUACUGCCCGGAUAUUGUGCUCGUGCACGAGUUCGCCAUGAAGGCCUUUGUGGAGGCGAUCAUCCACCACUCAUCAAAGUACCUCUCCGGCGCUGAUGGCGUGGAAAGAGAGAACGCCGCUGUGUCGAAUCCGCGCCGAUCGAGUCCCGGCUUGUCGACUUUGGAUGCAGCGUACAAAGACCCCAGUGCCAGGGUCCUGGUUUCCGGCUCCGGCUGGGCUGUGGUCGAGGUGCAUGAUCGGCAGUCUGUCCUACUGCGGCGAAAGGAGAAGGUUGCUGAGAAAGUGCUCAUUCUUCAUCCCUUUACCAGCUUGGAUGAUGCGAUUGAUCUCUGUGCUGGGUCCGAAACCCUAGCGGCAACAUACGCCUUCGCUACGCCCGCGUCCGCCAAAUACCUUACCCAGUUCAUUGACGCGCAUGUCUCAUUCAUCAACCAUGUCCCGGUGGACGUGCUUAUCGGCCCAGCGUACCCAGUGAACUCCGCCGGCCGGGAAACAAGAUACAGCGCAUCUUCCUUCCAAGUCCCGCGCCCGCAAUUCGUUACCGAAAGCUCUACUGCACACUUGGCCCGUGCAAUUCUUGACGCUCCCGCUGGUGGUUCGAAGGCGUCAGUGAAGAUCUGGGAAGAAGCUCUCAGGCCGUUACCACCAACGGGACAGAAGACGGGCCCGAGAAUCGGGUUCUUUGAGAAGGGAAUCCUCACGGGGUUGGGGAUUACGCUUGUUUCUGUGUUGGGGGUUGUUGGGGCUGUGGGGUACUAUGGGGUGGUGUUUUUGAGGAGGGUUUAG
Aspergillus mulundensis is the source of this 1476-nucleotide messenger RNA. RefSeq lists its product as uncharacterized. The transcript has 3 exons. NCBI's taxonomy places the organism in Eukaryota, Fungi, Ascomycota, Eurotiomycetes, Eurotiales, Aspergillaceae. The coding region runs from base 1 to 1476 and encodes 491 amino acids. The record is from RefSeq and is a predicted model, not a curated record. Gene Ontology annotation, molecular function: oxidoreductase activity, acting on the aldehyde or oxo group of donors, NAD or NADP as acceptor.